This is a messenger RNA of Carya illinoinensis, 4267 nucleotides long. RefSeq names its product succinate dehydrogenase [ubiquinone] flavoprotein subunit 1, mitochondrial-like. NCBI's taxonomy places the organism in Eukaryota, Viridiplantae, Streptophyta, Magnoliopsida, Fagales, Juglandaceae. The record is from RefSeq and is a predicted model, not a curated record. The coding region runs from base 1200 to 2816 and encodes 538 amino acids. Gene Ontology annotation, biological process: tricarboxylic acid cycle; mitochondrial electron transport, succinate to ubiquinone. The transcript has 15 exons. Gene Ontology annotation, molecular function: electron transfer activity; flavin adenine dinucleotide binding; succinate dehydrogenase (quinone) activity.
UCACACGUCAAAGCACACAAAAAGUCCAGAAAGAGAAAUAGAAGAGACACCAACCUCUUUGACAUCUCCCAUACAAUCCAGAGUAGCCAUCAACCAUCAAUAGCCGCAACCACCGUUUAGGAAUCCCAGUGUACCCACUGUUGCCGCCCAACGCCUUCUGACUGGGGGGCGCUCCUCGUACACAAUAGUUGAUCAUACGUAUGAUGCCGUUGUUGUAGGAGCUGGUGGUGCAGGGCUACGAGCAGCCAUAGGGCUUUUGGAGCAUGGGUUCAAUACUGCCUGCAUGACAAAGCUAUUCCCUACUCGUUCACACACCAUUGCUGCUCAGGGUGGUAUAAAUGCUGCAUUAGGCAACAUGACUGAAGAUGACUGGAGGUGGCACAUGUAUGACACGGUCAAGGGAAGUGAUUGACUUGGUAUAUACCAGCGUUACACAGACAAAUCUUUCAUUUUAUUUGUAUUAUUCUUACACCCACGUUGGAUGCCUGGGUUAAGCAAAUUACUGCCUUUUUAUGAAUUACAAUGAGGAUAAAAUUGAUUUUUACUUGUAUUGGUGUAAUGCCCCAAUGGAAGGCCAAAACCACAUGUCCUAUACUCCAAAAAGACUAGUCAACGAUACAAUUGGAGCUCCAUUGGGGCAUUAUAAAGAGGAAGAAAUUCUUUUUUCCCAAGUAAUUUGGGAUCCCAUAAACCACCUAUCGUUAUCCUUAUUAUAUGGGAUAUCACAAUCUCCCUCUUAAAUUCCUGACAUCCUCGUCAGGCCUAUCUGUCGUAGGUGACACUGCUCAAGUCUCACAUUUAUGAUUGGGAUAGGCUCUUAUACCAUUUGUAACGCUCCAAUGGAAGGCUCAAAUCAGAAGACCUAUACUCCAAAAGGACUAGUUAAUGAUACAAUUGGAGCCUCAUUGGGGUUUUAUAAAGAGCAAGAACUUCUCAUUCCCAAGCAAUGUGGGAUCCCAUACACCACCUAUCCUUAUCCUUAUCAUAUGGGGUAUUACAAAUUGGUUUCUUUCACAUUUGGUUUGGAGUGUUUUUAUGCAUUGGGGCAUCCUUUGCGGUGAUAUUCCUGUUUUUCUUAUGAUUCUUGCCCUAUGUAAUGGUGUGUAUACUUUGAAGAGAAUCAGAAAUGUUUUAUGCAAGGAAGCCAUUUUGUUCGUUCUGAAUGUUUGAGAUUAUGAGCUCUCAUUGUAAAUUGUGACAUGCAGUCUCUUGUACUGACAUUCACAUCGCUCUUCCAAAAUUUGUAUGUACUUGUUAUUCAUCUUUUUCUUUUCAUUUUUUUAAAGAUGCAAGCAUAUUUGGAUCAUGUAGGUGAUCAGGAUGCAAUUCAGUAUAUGUGUAGGGAGGCACCAAAAGCAGUGAUUGAGCUUGAGAACUAUGGAUUACCAUUUUCACGAACUGAAGAUGGAAGAAUAUAUCAGCGUGCGUUUGGCGGUCAGAGCUUGAAUUUUGGAAAAGGUGGACAGGCAUAUCGUUGUGCAUGUGCUGCUGACCGAACUGGACAUGCUUUAUUACAUACUCUCUAUGGCCAAUCUAUGAAACAUAAUACCCAAUUCUUUGUGGAAUAUUUUGCUUUGGAUCUAUUAAUGAACAGUGAUGGUAGCUGCCAAGGAGUAAUCGCGUUAAAUAUGGAGGAUGGUACAUUGCAUAGAUUUUGUGCAGGUUCUACAAUUCUGGCUACAGGGGGUUAUGGUAGAGCAUACUUUUCUGCAACUUCAGCUCAUACAUGUACCGGAGAUGGCAAUGCCAUGGUUGCACGUGCUGGGCUUCCACUCGAGGAUUUAGAGUUUGUGCAGUUUCAUCCAACAGGUAUAUAUGGUGCUGGUUGCCUCAUCACUGAAGGAUCCCGUGGUGAAGGUGGUAUUCUUAGGAACAGUGAAGGUGAACGUUUUAUGGAACGAUAUGCGCCUACGGCAAAGGAUCUUGCUUCAAGAGAUGUUGUUUCCGGGUCUAUGACUAUGGAAAUCCAGGAGGGUCGUGGUGUAGGACCUUUGAAAGACCAUAUAUAUCUCCAUUUGAAUCACUUGCCCCCUGAAGUACUUAAGGAGAGACUUCCUGGUAUCUCUGAAACAGCUGCAAUAUUUGCUGGUGUCGAUGUUACAAAGGAGCCCAUUCCUGUUUUGCCUACUGUGCAUUAUAACAUGGGAGGAAUUCCCACUAAUUACCGUGGCGAGGUAGUUACUGUUAAAGGUGAUGACCCCGAUGCAGUAGUUCUGGGAUUAAUGGCUGCCGGAGAGGCAGCAUGUGCAUCAGUUCAUGGUGCCAAUAGACUUGGUGCAAAUUCCCUUCUGGACAUUGUUGUUUUUGGACGAGCAUGUGCAAACACAGUUGCUGAGAUUCAGAGACCAGGGGAGAAACAAAAACCUUUGGAGAAGGAUGCUGGUGAGAAGACUAUUGAGUGGCUGGACAAAAUGAGGAAUUCAAAUGGCUCAAUACCAACUUCAAAAAUUCGGUUGAAUAUGCAACGAAUAAUGCAAAAUAAUGCAGCUGUGUUUCGUACACAGGAAACAUUGGAAGAAGGUUGUCAAUUGAUUGACAAGGCAUGGGAGAGCUUUAAUGAUGUUAAAUUGAAGGAUGGGAGUUUAAUAUGGAACUCAGACUUGAUAGAGACUAUUGAGUUGGAAAACCUUUUGAUAAAUGCUUGCAUCAUGAUGCAUUCUGCUGAAGCCAGGAAAGAGAGCAGAGGGGCACAUGCUCGUGAAGAUUUUCCAAAAAGAGAUGAUGAGAACUGGAUGAAACACACGUUGGGCCGAGUUGGGCACUGGCGCGGCAUCGCGGUCUCACGUGGCAUGGUUCCUCAAACGACAUCGUUCUAAUUAGAGAAAAAAACCCAAGCCUUCGCCUUCGAUGCCCUGUCUUUGAAAUCAUAGCCUUCGAGAGCCUUUGUCUUGAAAAUAAAAUUUGUUCUUUGUCUGCAUGUUACAACCACGCUCCUUUGACAUCCAAAAGCAAACUUUGGAGAUUGAUGGUAGUGUUUUUGCUGUCCCUGUUUUUCCCGUUAUGCAGGGUGGAAAGUGAAGAUGAUGAGCGUUCAGAACACCAAAAAUCUUUCAUUUUCCCCUGAAACCUCCAAACCGCCAUUUUGGUCACUGCAUUUUUCAUUCUGCGUUUAAAUUCAGCUACCAGAUCCAUUCAAGCUCUAAUCUUGUCCGACUGUGAGAAGCAGUCUACACUGGGUAUUGGGUAAGGUAACUUCCAGAUGACAAAAAAUAAAAUAAUUUUUCCAUUUUUCUUCCGUUUUAGAACUCAUAAAACUGCACAGCUCGAUUCAAUUUCUGAAAAUGGACAAUUCAAGCCAAAAAGAAGUAGGUGUUCUAAAUAAGUGACUUGGGUACAGAGUUUAAUCACCUAAAUAUUAAUGGUGGAUUUUAUAUAGGUCUGGUGCUUUAGAUGGACAUGGAUGAAACGUAAAAAAAAAAAAAAAAAAAGUAUACCUAAACUUAGAGCUGGGUCUUUCGGAGUAAGAUGUAAAUGAUUUUGGAGCCAAAAUUGAUGGAACUCAUGUAGAUACGAAGUCAAAGAUCAGAUUGCAAAGCUGAAAUUUCAAGAUCUGAAAUUGGAAUGGUUGAACUAGGAACUCGGGUUUGGGUCUUUCAUAGGAAGAAGAUACCAGCUUUUGGGACACUAGUACUUACAAAGUCUGCUUUUGGAUGUCAAAGGAGCGGGGUUGUAACAAGCAGACACAGCAAAAUUUGAUUUUCAAGAUGAAGGCUCUUGAAGGCUAAGGUUUCAAAGACAAGGGUAAGGCAUCGAAGACAGGCGUGGGUUUUUUCCUCUAACUAGAACGAUGUUGUUUAAGGAACCAUGCCACAUGAGACUGCGAUGGGGCGCCCGUGCCCCACCUCGGUUGCAAGCAGGUUUAUUUUAUCUGAAAUGUGCUUCAUUUUGGUGUGUUGAUAUUGGGAGAAGGAAAGGAUCAGGCUAGAUUACAGGCCAGUUCACCUUUACACAUUAGAUGAUGAGAUAGAGCCAUUCCAAUUUAUCAAAAAAAAAUGAUGAGAUAGAGCCAUUCCCACCAAAAGCUCGUGUAUAUUGAUACAUUGGCUCCAAAACUGUACAUGGAUGAUGUUUCUUUACAAGCAUUACAUUAUGCUCCCCAAGGUACAAGUGGAUCAUGUAAUAAAUCUAUGUAGGCAGAGAGAGCAUUUUGGCACUGAUUGUGCAUUAAACGGAGUUUGAAAUGAUCAUUAUACAUUAAAUCCUAGUCCUGUGUAUUUUGUAUUGGCAAAAUAAAUUAAUUGUAUGAGAGUUUCUUAUUGAUAAUUAA